Umbelopsis ramanniana AG is the source of this 1020-nucleotide messenger RNA. RefSeq lists its product as uncharacterized. NCBI's taxonomy places the organism in Eukaryota, Fungi, Mucoromycota, Umbelopsidomycetes, Umbelopsidales, Umbelopsidaceae. The record is from RefSeq and is a predicted model, not a curated record. Bases 1 to 1020 code for a protein of 339 amino acids. The transcript has 2 exons.
AUGAAAGCAGCUGUACUCACUGAACGCAAACCCGAACUCGAAAUUCAGCAAGUGGCAUCCCCAGUUGCCGCGCCUGGAUCUGUAGUAGUAAAGGUCUUGGCUACUCGUAUCGUGCAUUACUUUGAGGAGAUCUUUUCAGCCGUGCGACCCUAUCCAUUGCAAUUACCCCUCAUUCCUGGUUGUGGAGGUGUAGGUAUCAUUGAAGAAGUUGGUCCUGAUUGUACCAACCUCAAGAUAGGCGAUUUCGUCUACUGUGAUGGAACCAUUACUGCGAGAGAUGAUCCAAAUAGCCCUCAGCAAAUCUUGCAAGGCCUGCAUUGUCCUGAUGAAAACCUAACUGUCAUUCCGAAAAGCCUUGGUAGAGAUGCCGCCAAGUUCACCUGCAUUAACCUAUUACUUGUACCUUAUGGUGGUCUACUCUCUGGAAACUUCCAAGCCGGUCAAACCAUUAUGAUCUUAGGAGGUACUGGAUAUUUUGGUUUAGGCGGUGUUGCAGUCGCUGUUGCUAUGGGAGCAAGGAAAGUCAUUGUCCCAACCCGCAGUGCUGAGAAGAUGAAGAUGUUACAAGAUCACUUUGGCGACAGAGUGGUGCCGGUCAUGACAUCAGGCGAUGAGGUAAAAGACGCCGCCGCAUUUAAGGCAGCCGCUGGAGAAGGUGCUAUCGAUCAUGUGUUUGAUUUAUUGGAUCCAAAGGCGUCGCUGUCAAUUUUGCGAUCCUCGCUCGCUGCACUUCGUCCCAAUGGAACUAUAAUCCUUAUGAGUGGAAGUCAAAGCAACAUAGAGCUACCCUACUACCCUAUUAUGUUGAAUAAUAUCAAUAUCAAGGGUUGCUUCAUGUAUCCACGAACGGCCGUCAAAAAGUUGAUAGGCAUGCUUGAUGCUGGACUGAUCAACACACACUUUAUCAAAAUUGACGCCACGUUUACACUUGACCGCGUGAAUGACGCUGUUAAGCACGCGAAGCAAAACAGUGGCGCAUUUAAAACCACUGUACUUACUCCUAACGGCAUUGCGAAGUAG